AUGUAAAAUGAUAAUGCUUAUCUAAUCAAAAGAAAAUUGGGAAAUGGUUCAUUUGGUUGUGUCUAUUUAGUAUCUGAUAUCAAAACCAACCAAGAAUUUGCCUGCAAAAUUGUAAUCCAUAUAGUACUUAUUUUAGGUCUCCAAAUCCAUGCUCGCCAAAUAUCAGGCUGAACAUAUGGUAAGAUAGGAGAUUCAAAUUUAAUCAUCUAUUAAUCAUAGAAAUGUUGUAAAACUCUUUAAUUCAUUUGAAGAUACUAAAAACAUCUACAUCAUUUUAGAAUAUUGUAAAGAAGGAUAAUUAUAAAUACCAUCACAACCUUAUACCAAUAAAUAAUUAAUCUUAUUCCUCAAUCAAAUCCUCAGCGCCAUUGAUUCACUCCAUCAAAUCAAUCUUGUGCAUAGAGAUAUCAAAGUAAGUAACAUCUCCCCAAUUUCCAGUUAGACAACAUCCUUGUUCAUGAGGAUGGAACUUAUAAACUCUCUGACUUUGGAUGGGCUACCCAAAUUUCACACAUUAAACCUAUACUAUGUGGUACUACCGAGUAUAUGCCUCCAGAAGUUGUCAAUAACUAAAUGCAUGAUUAAAAGGUGGACUCGUGGUCAUUAGGGGUGGUACUCUAUGUAUAAAUAUCAUAUAUUUAAGAUUCUGACUCAUUGCAGAAAACCUUUUACAGCUAAAACUGAUCGUGAAUUAAUUAAAUUAAUUUCUGAAAAUGAAAUUAAAAUUGAUACCUCAUUAGAUGAGAAUCUGUAAAUCCUUAUUUAAGCAUUACUUACUAAAGAUCCUUCUUAUAGACCUAAUAUAAAGUAGCUCUAUUUUAGUAAGUGGAUAAAAUUCCAGAUGAAAUAUCAUAACAUAUUCAAUAAAUAUGAACAUGAAAAAUUAAAACAUAAAUUUAUCAAUCAAAAAAUAGAAAUCAAAUCUGUUGAUAAUUGGUAUAGGUUUCUAAUGAUUAUUUUUAGUGCUAUCUAAUAAAGAAAGAAGAAGAUCAUUUCAAACAUAUCUUUGUCCCAUAGUUAAAGUACGUAGUUAAGUAAUUGUGAUAUGAAUGAAUCGGGAAUAAUAGAAAAACAAAAAUAAGAAAAACUAUGA
Molecule: messenger RNA, 1093 nt
Organism: Paramecium sonneborni
Lineage: Eukaryota; Ciliophora; Oligohymenophorea; Peniculida; Parameciidae
Source: the annotation of a GenBank genome assembly